Blastomyces gilchristii SLH14081 is the source of this 3084-nucleotide messenger RNA. RefSeq lists its product as uncharacterized. The coding region runs from base 530 to 2566 and encodes 678 amino acids. Lineage: Eukaryota; Fungi; Ascomycota; Eurotiomycetes; Onygenales; Ajellomycetaceae. The record is from RefSeq and is a predicted model, not a curated record. The transcript is spliced from 2 exons.
CUCCAAGAGUAGACCGCCUCCGUCUGAUCGUGACGGAACGCAUCUUCCAACGAAGGCAGGGAUCAGGGAUCUUAUAUUGGCCCAUAAUAAUAGAUAAUAGAUGGGAAGUCGCGUUGAUGGGGCUAAAAAAUCGCGUCGUAAUGUUGUUGGAGUAGCCUUGGAACUUGCGCCGCUGACGGCGUUAAUAAUUAUUAUAGACCCACCCCUGUUCGUCGCGGUUCGAUUAGGCACCCAUGCGCCGUUCCCCUGCUUUGUUCGAUGAUAGGUUGCUGCCCAACCCUCCAUGGAGCUGAACUAACGUUCUGCUGAAAGAUUUAAACUGUUGGUUCCCUCACCCUAUCCUGUCCAACUAUACACGCUUGUUUUUGCCCUACAUUAUCGAUUUGUUCAGUGCGGCCUCCACACAUCUCGUUGAUUUUGUUACGAUUUGCAGAAUUAUUAUUAACUAAUUAACUAUUAGUUAACUAGUUAAUCUGAUUUGCGAGGCAAAUACAGCCGGAAGGAGAUUGCUAUAAGAUUGUGCUUUAGAAUGGAUCGGACAACACAAGAAUUGUUAGCCCAAAUCGAGCAAGAAAAACGACGGCGUCAAGACGCGGAAGCGGAGGCCAGAAGCGAAAGAAGGCUACGUGAAGGAGAGCAGCGACGACGUGAAGGAGAGCAGCGACGACGUGAAGAAGUCGAACAGCAAAUUCAAGACUCCACACUCCCCGAAUUUCUCGACACUUGCCACGUGCAAUUAUUUCUCGGCCUGAACGUACAGGAAGACAAGCGCUCAUCGACUAAGGGAGAUCCGUCGAAUGCUGAUAGGAAACUCCGUCCAGAUAAGAUUCAGGAGUGGACGGAUUUUCCAAAGGAGCAAACUGCAAUAUGGGAGGAUCUCAUGGACGCAGAUUUUGUUACAGAGCGCCAUUUCACACCCCUGUUUGCGUUGAAGAUAUUCGGCAAACAAAUCCGAGAAAAAAUGCUGAGCUCUGAGCUGGAUCUUAGUUAUUUCGAACGGCAGACUGUCGAGUCGCUUGUCGCCUCGGUCAUCAAACAGCUCUAUGCGAACCCCCGACUUCGACAAACCUUCCACCUCAAUGGAGAUGUGACCUUCGAAAACCACGCAAAUACCUUGACUGACGAGUCAAAGAUAGUUGCAGAUAUGGGCUCUCUCAGCUUAACACAGGAGAAACCGCCGCGUCGGUCAAAGCGCUUGGCUGCAAAGCGAUCGGAUGAGGAGUUGGUUCCAGCCCCACUACCCGUGAACAACCAAACGAGAUCACAGCUCAAGCCUGCUCGGCCUAGAGCGGACCAGUUCUGCGUGUACAACAGGGGUCCUGAUGAAAAGGUGCCUGCCUUCAUUAUCGAAUACAAACCGCCCCAUAAGGUUUCCCUUGCUCAUGUAAAGGCCGGCCUUGAGGACAUGGAACUUAACCAGGUGGUCCGGUGUCAGGAAGAUAAAAAACCCGAAGAUAUUUGUCGCCGUGUUGUGGCUGCGGUCAUUACGCAAGCAUUUUUCUACAUGAUAACUGGGGGGCUAGAGUAUGGGUACGUGUGUACCGGCGAAGCGUUCAUAUUUCUUCGUGUGCUUGACAGUGAUCCUUCCACCGUAUACUACUAUCUAUCAAUACCCAAAGAGGACGUUGGCGAAACAACCGGGUGGACUGGUGACCUGAAUUGUGACAACCGCCUGCAUCUUACCGCGCUUGGUCAGGUGUUGGCCUUUACUCUUCGGGCUUUGCGAACGGCACCACGAGACCUCGGUUGGAGGAACUGGGCAAUGAGCAAACUGAAGACGUGGGAAAUUAUAUACGAUGUCCUUCUGACCGAAAUAUCGGAGAAGAACGUUCCUUCCUCAGACUUCAAACCAUCGCCACAGACUAGAAGGGAAUACUGUCGCGUAUCUCCAGUUAAGACGAGAUCGAGGUCUGCGGUGGCUAAUGUCGCAUCCUGUAACCCAUCGCAGGGUCUAAUCUCGCUCGAUCGCGACGACUCCGACGAUGAAUUUGAUCCUAAUACCCCCAGUCGAAGACCUCGAGAUUCUCGCUUGCCACGCCCAUCAGCGUGGCCAUCGCUAUCAGCCGGCGCCACGACGUCGCAGGGAGAUGCACAGUCCAAAGGCAAAUCUCGGCAGUAUUGUACGCAGCUCUGCCUUCGAGGCUUGGCCACAGGAGGGAAAUUAGAUUGGGAAUGUUCCAAUGUGUUGGACCAUGGAGUCGAUCGACAUCAAAUCAACGCGACGACACUCAUCGGUCUGUUGGAUCGGCAGUUAUGCAGCGGUGACCUGCGGCCCGACUUGGAGCUCGGGUGCGAGUCGUUGCAUAUUCAUGGGAGCCGCGGGGCGCUGUUCAAAGUGACGCUGCUAUCAAACGGAUACACUUUUGUUGGAAAGGGCGUGCCGGUGGAGUUUGUGGACUGCUUGAAGCAUGAGGAGUCGGUAUAUUCGCGUCUUAGUCAGAUACAAGGGAUACACGUGCCAGUUCUACUUGGCAGUCUAGCCCUUUCUCGGCCGUUCUACUACGACGGCAUCGCGGAAAUCGUCCAUAUGAUGUUCAUGGGCUAUGCUGGAAGGACGCUCAGCUAAGCGACACGAAAUAGACCAGAGUCAGCUGACCCAGCAAGCUGAGGAUUCCCUGCAUGCCAUUCACCGGUUAGGUGUGCUUCACAGUGACCCGAUACCUGGAAACAUGACCUGGAACAAAGGAGAAUGGCCGAGUAAUGUUCAUUGAUUUUGAGCGGGCCAAGUUUCAGAAUCCACGCAUGCCACUGGGGCCCGUUUCACCAAAUAAUAGGCGCAAGCGAGCGCUAUAUGACAAGCGCCGUAGCAAGUGUUUUAGUUCCUUUGAGCGUGAAACGCUGCUCAUGAGACACGACCUGCAAUCUGUGGAAGGUGUAACGCUUUGAUUGAAAAGGUUGCUAGCUUGGUGUAUACAGAAAACUUGCCCUUCAGGAAGCAGAAAACUUGACCUCGCUCACAAAUGUGGCCUGUGCCACUACCUGACCUCGCUCAAUACAUCUUUUCUUGUAAUUUGAAACCACUCAAUUAUUUAUCAUCAAUUCUAUAAUCAAUUCUUAAUUAAUUCAAAAUCAAUUCAAAAUUAA